UUUAUGCAUCAGACACUGAUACAUUUUGAUAUUCAGUGAAAACAUGUACAUGCAUCAGCCACUGAAAUUCAAAAAUAUCAAUUAAAAAUAAAGGGCUUGUAAGGAUGAUGUGUCAACAUUUGAAUUUUAAAAAAAAUGUAUUUGAAAUCAGCAUGAAGUUUGACGGAUACACUCUGCAGUGUGUGAGCUGCUCUGACUUGCGCGUCAGGCAGGAUGUGUCUCCUCCGGAGGUGGAGGCGCCUCUUGGCUCACUUCGCUCACUAUAAAGGAGAGAGGGACGCACCUCCCAGCUGAUCCCGUUAGUGUAUCUUCCUCCUCCUCCUCCUGCUCCUGCUCCCGCUGUAGUGCCGCUGUGUUGCCCCCUCUCGGUACAGUAGGCUCGUCUCUCUGGAUGUGCGGACACUUGCUGCGCUCCUCUUAAUGAUCGGGAGGGACGUCAGGAGAGGGAGAAGCACCGGGAGGCACAUGGCUGGAUGACAUGAUGUUCCUACCCUUUUCCCCUCCCCCUUCCCCCUCUCUCUUCCCUUUUUUCCUUCUACUUCUCCUUUUCCUUCCUCCAUCCCUUAUCUCCUCUUCCCUCUCCCACGUCCCGUUGAGCUGGACUUCGCCUCACGACCCCUGCUACCACCUAGACGGCCGCCCGCGACACUGCCUAUCGGAGUUCAUCAACGCAGCCUAUGGCAUCCCAGUCAAUGCUAGCCACUCGCUGCAAGGGUCCGACUAUGACAGCAACAUCACCACCUUGACGGACCUCCACAACCCCCACAACCUCACCUGCUGGAUGGCUCACAGAGGUUCUGGCACCGGAGAAUGGGUCUUCACGCUGCCUCUUGGCCGCCGUUUUGAGAUCACCUACAUCAGUUUGCAGUUCUGCCAGCAGGGGGAGCCAUCGGACCCCAUCUCCAUCUCCAUCCUCAAGUCAAUGGACUUCGGACGCACUUGGAGGCCGAUGCAGCACUACUCAAGUGACUGCCUUGGGAACUUCGGCCUGCCCUCUCAGACGGUGGCCCAGACAAGGCACCAAGAGACAGAACCCCUCUGCUCAGAUCCUCGCCCUCUGCAAAAGCAGCGGGGGGGCAUGGUGCUGGCCUUCUCCACCCUGGACGGACGGCCUUCCUCUCCGGAUUUUGACCACAGCCACACCCUCCAGGACUGGGUGACAGCCACGGACAUCCGUGUGGUAUUCCACCAGGUCUCCAACAACGCCAGGGUGAGCAACUAUGGUAAGAAGGAAGACACACGAUGGCGUGAUGGUGCAGAGCAUGACGGAGGGACUGGGCUUCUGAGGUGGAGACCAGGCUCCAAGGGGCGCACUGGAGAUCAUGUCGAGAAGCUAAACACAGAUAAUGCACUGGUAUUUUUUGACAGGGAUACAAAAAACUCAGAGAUAAGGGGAGCAAACAGAGGGGAGAAAGUGGACAAGCAUGGAAGGAGGGGUCAUUAUAAGUCGUCAGGACAAGACGAGGAUGGGCACAAUGUGACCAGCAAGGAAAGGGAUGUUAGCUUUAGCACAGACUCACUCGCCUCUUCAAAAAAAGGCGGGAGAGGCAGAGGCCGUGGUCGCAAGAAGGAAAACAAUGAUUGGCUGCCUUGCCCCAACGGAGGCUGUAACUGGACAGUUGAGGGGCGGAGCAGGAGCAACAAGGGGCGGGAGCUGCGGAAGAGGAGGAACAAUAAUCACAACACCAAACAAAGCUCAAGGAACCUGCAGGUCCCCCCACCCGCUGCUUUUACCUCUGCUGUCCAAGGUCCUCUGGCCCUCUCGGACCUGCAAGUCGGCGGCAGGUGUAAGUGUAAUGGACAUGCCUCUAGGUGUCGCCGCGAUGACACAGGCCGGGCAGUGUGCGUGUGUGAGCAUCACACGGCCGGGCCAGACUGUGACGUGUGCGAGGAUUUCUACUGCGACAGGCCAUGGCAUCGAGCUACGCCCACACACCCAAACCCCUGUAUUGCCUGUGAGUGUAACGGCCACACAAACAAGUGCCGCUUCAGCAUGGAGGUGUUCCAGCAGUCGGGCCGGCGUAGCGGAGGCGUGUGUCAGAAGUGUCGCCACAACACGGCCGGACGCCACUGCCAGUACUGCCAGAACGGAUACACCCGCGACCACGGCAAGCCGCUGAACCACCGCAAGGCCUGCCAGCCGUGUCAGUGCCAUCCUUUAGGGGCGGUGGGUCGCUGGUGUAACCAGACAUCAGGUCAGUGUCUGUGUCGAGAAGGUGUGACCGGCCUCCGUUGUAACCGCUGUGCCCCGGGGUACAAACAGGGCAGGUCCCCGAUCCGGCCCUGCAUACGAAUUCAAGAGGUCGCGCCGACCCCGGUGUACCAACCUCAGUACAGCAUAGCGGAGGAGUGUGUUUCGUACUGCCAGCCUUCUCAGGUUAAAGUCCGGAUGAACUUGGAGACUUAUUGUCUGAAGGACUACGUGCUGAAGGUGCAGGUGAGAGGGAUGGAGCGUUCAGGUCCAUGGUGGCAGUUCUCCAUCUCAGUCCAAACCGUCUUCCGCACGGGGUCCACCUCCCGUGUGCGCAGGGGCACCCACUCCCUCUGGGUCCCCGACCGUGACCUCAGCUGUGGCUGCCCGGCCCUUCACGUUGGGCGGACUUUCCUCCUGAUUGGUGCAGAGGAGGGGGAACGGGGCUGGGGCCCUGAGGAGAGUCGCCUGGUGGCGGACCGCUCCACCCUGGCCCUCCAGUGGCGGGAACACUGGAGCCCCAAACUGAGGGGCUUCCGGGGGCAGGACAAGAGGGGCCGCUGCCCGCCAAAGUCCCCCAAUGGGCAGCAGCACCACCGUCACAGGGAGCAAACAAAGACCCAGUCUGGGUACAUCCCCCCUCACCUGCUGACUGAGAAAGACACUCAAACCUCAGAGGCGCCGCACGUACACUCUCAUACAGACAGCGAGGUUAAAUCCUCAGAGCCGACCUCCUCGCCAACCAUGCCCACUCUGGUGUGCUCUACUCCAGGUCAUGGGUGAAAAAUCACAAUUUUUGCCAAAAGAUGUUCAGGCAGUCUGCAAAAAGAGAAAGACUAUAAUGAGAGGAAAGGUUUUUACAGUUCUUCCUGAAGGCUUCAGGACAGAAACGGGUGUGACUUUGCUCCACAGCUUGGAGAAAGUUCGAAAAAGCUCUACGACACACACACACACACACACACACACCCACACACACACUCAGCUGUUAUGUGAUGUUCAAGUACUUAUCUUAAAAUGUGAAUGUCAAUGGUAAAGCAAAAACUCACCCAUGAGGAAAAAAUGUUUGCAAAAUUUCCGCCAACAACCUUGGUGCUAUGUGAAAUAUUAAUUCUAUAAAUGUUGAUAUUUUCUACUAAAGAAGCUUUUAAAAAAUUAAAGUCUGACUAAACUCUG
Messenger RNA from Acanthopagrus latus (yellowfin seabream), 3364 nucleotides. RefSeq names its product netrin 5 (gene ntn5). NCBI's taxonomy places the organism in Eukaryota, Metazoa, Chordata, Actinopteri, Spariformes, Sparidae. The coding region runs from base 479 to 2974 and encodes 831 amino acids. The transcript has 7 exons. Gene Ontology annotation, molecular function: protein binding. The record is from RefSeq and is a predicted model, not a curated record.